GUCAUGUAAAUGGAACAUGUCAAUGAAGUAUUGAUAUUGUCACUAAAACAAGAUAUUUGCAGUUUGAACGAAACUAUUGAAAAUAUUGGUGGAGGAGAUGAAAUUCAUUCAUGGCUCUUUCCAACGAAAAACUAUAGUUUCGUCACAGAUUUCAUAAAGGCUAACAGAAUAUUUCAAGACAAUAAUGUGAAGCUGUUUCUGGAACUAGCAAUAGAUAGAUUAUAUGUAGGUUUAAGAUUGAUUCUAAACAGAUUGGAGGAGUAUGUAAAUGAUAGAGUUUUAAAGAAAAACCCUUUCCUUCGUAGACCACAGCAAAUUACACUUGGUUGUUGCUUCAAGAGUUUGUGGAGUGUAUUUAGUACACUGCUGACUAAAAUGGCUGAAAAGGACCACACCACAACAAUUACAAGUGUUACAGAAACUAAUCUCAAAAAGAAAAUCGAUGUUGAUUGCCAGACUGAUAUAAUUUCAUUGAAUAAGUGCGAUAGCUGUGCUUCAGCUAUGAUGUGUAUGAAGAAUCUUCUGACAAUUUUUGACGGUGUGUCUACUGAUAAUAUGUUGUUCAAAAGAAAAAUCCGUCCGAAAUUAUUCGAUAUAACCCAAUUCGGAUGUAUGUUACAAACUACUACUGCAAUAGAGAACAGUUUGAGAAGCAUUUUCCAGAAACUCCUAGACAAAGAACAAGAGAACACGGAACUUCUUUCGUCAUAUAAUAAAAUGAAAAAGGCAAAUGACGAAAAGAUAGCCAAAAUUACAAUGUUGGAGCAGGAAGUCAAAAUUUAUAAAGAAAAGCGCGAAAAAGAUUUAUUAAAAAUUACCCUGUUACGGAAUCGGGAAGAAAAGUUGCUUACUGAAAAAUCUAAGAACGAUCAAAAAAUAAGAGAGUUCGAGUAUAUUAUGACCAAUUUGAAUGAUUCAUUGAGGGUACAUGAAACAAAAAUACAAAACAUGAUAUCAGAACGAGAAACCAUGGACAGUGCCUUCAGAAGCAUGUGGAACUUUGAGAAGAAACUGGAAACACAAUGCAAUCUUUUGCAAAGGAAAAUGUCGGUACUUGAAAGAGGACAGUGUUAUGUUGAAAAUGGAUUCAAGCAAUUUCAAGCCACAGUAGACAUUUUGAAUGAGAAAUUGAACAAUAUUUCUAAAUGGCACUCCGAAACUGAAACUAAAAUACAGAAUAUGGCCAGUGACAUUUCAAAUAUAACCAAAGAAUCAUAUUCGAUGGUUGAAAAGAUCGACCAACAAAAGGAAAAUCUGAAACAGAAACUCAUACGAAGCUGUAUUAAUGAAGUAGAAGACUCAACCAUUCCGACACCUAAAUUUCAAAUAAAGGGGAAUCCUUUAGAGGACAUAUCUAGGCAAAUAGAAGAAAACAAUGAGAAAAUAAGACAACUAGAAAAUGAAAAUACAAAACUACAAAAAAUUGUGUCCAAAUUCAAAGGCAUGAAAAAAUAAAAAUAUUCAUAUAUCAAGCACGACCAUUUUUUAGAUAUCUGUGAUAUAUGUUUAUAAUUGGUUUCAAAACUAUUUGUUGAAUAGAAAGCAAUAAUAUGUCUAUAUAGUUGAAAAAAAAUAUUAUGUGGGGUAUCGCAAGGAUCAAUAUUUGGAACUAUUUCGUUUCUCAUAUAUUUCAAUUAUUUGGCUACAGUAAAUUUAUUUGGUUGAUUACAAAUGUUUACCAAUUUAAUUAACAAGGGAAAUAGUGUACAAGAAAUUAAAAUUCAUAUUUCAAAAUAUCUUGAUCAAAUAUCUGUAUAGCUUCAAUACUAUAAAAUUAUGAGGUGCAUACUCAAAUUGAACUACAAAAGGAGCCUACAGUCAACUUGUAUAAUACCAAAAACACUAUCAAAUUUUUGUCAGUUAUUCAUGUAUUCCAAUUAGGUUCCUUCAUUCAUUUGGCAAAAAUAAGCUGAAACAUUCAAAUCUGACUUUCAAACACAAUUAUUUGUCAAGAUAUUCAGGCAAUGUUAAAUUAAUGGAAAUAAAAACAAAUAUUGGACAAAAUUCGAUUUACUCAAAAGGUAUCAAAUUUUACAAUGUGCUACUGAAAACUUUGAAAAAAAUUCCAAAUAUACUUUGAAAAACAGUGAUUGCAUAGAUAUAUUCUCUGAUGAGUGCAUUUAUGACUUUGUUGAUAAUCAAAUUCAAUCAUACAUAUUUUUCUUUUAGGUUGUCAGUUCUGAUUUAUAUAUUUUUUGUGCUCAUUUAUAUUAUAGUUAGUUUUUAAAUGUUUUUCCCCCAUUUUCUUGGGAAAAUAAAUCGUUACUAUUAUUCUCACAAUCAUUGACAUCUUUCCUUACAAAGACAUUCCUUAAAAGAAAAACUCAAACCUUAUUUUUCCACGACAAACAAGGGCCCCCGUGAAUGUUUAAUGCAAAGCAAUCGAUCACCUAAUGGGGAUUCGUUUUCUGUUUCUUUAUAACAUAGUUCCAUGCCAAAAUGUAGUGUGUGAAAGAUCGGUGAUUUGUGAAAGAAGCAAAAAAAGAUGAUGUGUUCUCAUUAUAAUAUAUCUUCGGAACCAAUUUUGUUCUAUGUCUCCUGAACCAGUGAUUGACGAAUAGACCGGCUCUGAAGAUACCAAACAUGGUAUUUACAGAUAUGCAUGAGUAAAUGUUUCAUUUACAUGUCAAUUAGUGUGUUUUGACAUGGAUCAGCUGACAGAAUUUCAUCAAUUUCACCACAGAACAUUAUCAUAAAUGAAGUUUCUCUGACCACUAUUAACCACUGUAUUAAAUCCACAAGAGAAACCACCAUCUAUUUCCAUGAAUGUUCAGUCAAGUCUUCAUCCAUGUCUUCUCAAUUUACUUGAUUAUUCUCGUAUAGGAAAUCUUAGAAACAAAGAGGAUCCAUCCUAUUGAAACCAUAAAGAUUAGGAAGUACAUUUGUCAGCAUAGAAAUAAACUGUUUAUAAAAAUUUCGAACAGAUGUCUUCGUAAGGUUCUCCACAAAAAAAUUAGUCUAUACCCAGAAUACUGGUCCGAAUAUUUGUUGCUGAUUGCUGAAUAUGCAACUAUCUCAUCCAGAGAUGAUUUUCUCAGAACCAGUUUCACCAAUUCUGACAGUUCACAACGAAGGGUUGAGAUGGAUUCAUAAAAAAUACAUGAUUGGAUAAAAGUUCUUUCUCAUUUUUUCCGUCAGGAUCAUCUUCACAUAACUCUUCUGUCGUGUGAAUUUUGGAAUGAUAUCAAAUACAAAGAUACUUAGACAUUUUGGCUGUAACAGUAUCAAAAGAAUCACUUAACUUACAUCAAGAAAGAUUAUGAAUAUUCCCAAUUCAUCAGUAAAAUUAAAGUGAAAGUGGUGCAUAAGUCAUGCUACAGAACAGAUGUGCUUGCUAUCUGUUAUCAAAUUUAUUUUCCUUCCCAACACACGCGACUUCAGGAUUGAAAGUAUGUGAUAUUGACUUCUUACAGUUAGAAUCUGAACUAAGCAAUACUAUAAAUUGCCCUUGGGAAUAAAUCUUUUGAACAAAAGUAUGUAAUUCACUUUAAAUUCUGAGCUAAUGGCCUGUUAUAAAAGAAAAUAAAAUCUCCCUAAUAUUUUUCAAUUUUGUGUCGUCGAAUUUCUGUUCUAGCUGAAAACAGAUCAGAUAUAGUUUUCGAUGCAAAAAAUUAUUUGAAAAUUUAACUCUGCCAAGAAUGUGGAAAACAUACCGCAACGUUUUAUCU
Molecule: messenger RNA, 3668 nt
Organism: Leptinotarsa decemlineata (Colorado potato beetle)
Lineage: Eukaryota; Metazoa; Arthropoda; Insecta; Coleoptera; Chrysomelidae
Source: RefSeq, a predicted model, not a curated record